AUGCCCGCCCGCGUCUGCCUGGGUUGGACGGAAUUGCGCGCCGGAGAGAUACUCGCGUUGGCGAUGAUGGAGACCAUUGGUGAUCCUCGUGGAGCGCAGGGAAUGAAGCAAGAAGUAACAGCGACGACUUACCUAGGUGGAAGUGGUAACCUGGAACACCCGUGGACUGGAACAAUAAUAACGACAAACAGCCCCGCGCAGAGGAGGUCGAUGCAGGUGUCAUUCCAAAUCGAUCGUCAUCAUCGUGCGAUUGCGCCUUCCUUUCCCGACACUUUUUUUCCCUUCCUCGCGCCUUUCUCCGCCGCCCGGUUCCAUUUUCAUAAGGCGGGGCACGAGCGGCUUUCGCCCAGCACGCGCAGCAACGACGAUGAUGAUGAUAUUGUUUGCGCUACAGGUCAGAAUGCUGGAACUGCCCUGGUGUUCAUUGUUUUGAUGUACAACACAACAGAACCCGUCAUGAACCCUCAGGGAGGAUCGGUCUACUCAGCCGAUGACGUGCUGCUGACUCGUGGAUCUUGA
Molecule: messenger RNA, 519 nt
Organism: Dissoconium aciculare CBS 342.82
Lineage: Eukaryota; Fungi; Ascomycota; Dothideomycetes; Mycosphaerellales; Dissoconiaceae
Exons: 3
Coding region: 1-519 (172 amino acids)
Source: RefSeq, a predicted model, not a curated record